GUGAUAGUAAAAUUGGAAAUUGUUGUGAAAAUUUUAUUUUAUUUUAAUAAGUUUGUUAAUGGUGCAACAUAGUAAUAAUAAAGUCAUGGUGCAGAACACGCAUCAGUCAGUUGUGCAUGAAAACUCAUCGACAAAAACUCCGUUGUCGAUUGUGAAGUUUCUUGAAUUGUGUCUAGCAGCUUGCUGUACAUAUUUCCACUUUUACUCCUUCAGCGAUGAUGACCUAGUUACAGAAUUCAUAGCGACAGGAACAUUUUGUGGAUAUUGCAUAAUAUUAUUGGCUGUAAUGGCAGGAUAUUUGAUGAAAGCAACGAUAAACAAGAGAAUAAUGUUGUUCUACAGUUUAUUGGGUACGGCACUCUUCCUCACAUCAGGUGUGUUCAUCAUACAGUCAUGGGAGCGAGCGUUUCGUACACGAACGAGAGACUUGGCUAUGACAAAGGGCGUCGUUUCCAUCAUUAACGGUGUUAUUUUUCUUAUGGAUACAAUUUUUACAUUCCGACAAAAGAAAUAGCCAUUAAUGUAUGAGUUUCAGGACGAUAUGGAUGCGUCACCAUCACCAUGCUACUUUUUCGCAUUUAAAAUUACAUAUCUUGAGACUCAUAAGAAUAAGAAGGAAGUUGAGACGCCACGGAAUCAUGUAUACGAUAAAUGAAAAUACAUACAAGCAAGUGGCCUUCAUUUGUCGUCUUCAUUGAUUAUGCUCUCAUGCACAACUCUCUUAUUAUUAUUUAUCCUAUACUUAUUUACUUACUCGAUACAUUUUUUUUUGUUUUAUUUUUAUGUUGUGUGUAGCAUAAAUUUAAAGACUCUUUUCUUUUUCUUUCUCCCCUUUAUUUAUGUUCUUUAAACUUUGUUUCAUAAGCAAAUUCAUU
Molecule: messenger RNA, 875 nt
Organism: Chironomus riparius
Lineage: Eukaryota; Metazoa; Arthropoda; Insecta; Diptera; Chironomidae
Source: the annotation of a GenBank genome assembly